Molecule: messenger RNA, 3862 nt
Organism: Anarrhichthys ocellatus (wolf-eel)
Lineage: Eukaryota; Metazoa; Chordata; Actinopteri; Perciformes; Anarhichadidae
Gene: ddx55
Product: DEAD (Asp-Glu-Ala-Asp) box polypeptide 55
Exons: 14
Coding region: 81-1877 (598 amino acids)
Molecular function (GO): nucleic acid binding; ATP binding
Source: RefSeq, a predicted model, not a curated record
GCGUGGAGGCGCAAGAGGAGACGCAGCCGAGCGGUGGCUAACAACGUUAGCAUUAAACUCAGUCUAGUGUUCCACUCAACAUGGAUAACUCGACAGAAGGGACGUGGGACAGUUUACCGAUUCAACUCACUGAAGGGAUUCUACAAACGCUCGAGGAAGUGAAGUUCACGCACAUGACACCUGUACAGUCUGCUUGUAUUCCGCUGUUCAUGAGUAACAAAGAUGUGGCUGCUGAGGCGGUGACCGGGAGCGGAAAGACGCUCGCUUUCGUGAUUCCCAUCAUAGAGCUACUGCUGAAGAGGGACGAGAAGCUGAAGAAGAUGCAGGUUGGUGCUCUGGUGAUCACGCCCACAAGAGAACUGGCCCUUCAGAUCAGCGAAGUGAUGGAGACGUUCCUUCAGAAGUUUCCACAGUUCACGCAGAUUUUGCUGAUUGGUGGCACCAACCCGAUAGACGAUGUGGAGAAGUUCAAAGAUAAAGGGGCGCACAUUGUGAUUGCGACACCGGGCCGUCUGGAGGACAUGUUCAGGAGGAAGGCAGACGGUCUGGACUUGGCCAGCUCAGUGAGGAGUCUGGAUGUUCUGGUUCUGGACGAGGCCGACCGACUGCUGGACAUGGGUUUCGAGGCCAGUCUGAACACCAUCUUGGGUCACCUGCCCAAACAGAGACGGACGGGCUUGUUUUCAGCCACUCAGACUCAAGAGCUGGAGAAGCUGGUGAGGGCCGGCCUCAGGAACCCGGUACGCAUCGCGGUGAAGGAGAAGGGCGUGGCGGCCUCCGCCAUCGUCCAGAAAACACCAUCCAGGCUCUGCAACUACUACACCAUUUGCAGAACGGAGAAGAAGUUCAACAACCUGGUGGCGUUUAUACGGCAACACAAGCAGGAGAAGCAUCUGAUCUUCUUCAGUACGUGUGCCUGUGUGGAGUACUUCGGUCGAGCUCUGGACACUCUGGUGAAGAAGGUCACCGUCUACUGCAUCCACGGCAAGAUGAAGAACAAACGCAACAAGAUCUUUGCAGACUUUCGGGCCCUGAAAAAUGGGAUCUUGGUGUGCACAGACGUCAUGGCCAGAGGGAUCGAUAUCCCCGAUGUUAACUGGGUGCUGCAGUACGAUCCUCCCAGCAGUGCCAGUGCGUUUGUGCAUCGAUGUGGACGUACAGCUCGUAUCGGCAAUCAUGGCAACGCCCUCGUCUUCCUGCUGCCGAUGGAGGAAUCCUACGUCAACUUUCUGUCCAUCAACCAGAAAUGUCCCCUCCAGAAGAUGGUCCUCACAGGUGAGGUUAUGGACAUGCUGCCUAAAGUGAAGGCCAUGUCUCUGGCGGACCGAGCCAUGUACGACCGCGGCAUGAGAGCCUUCGUGUCGUUCGUCCAGGCCUACGCCAAACACGAGUGCAGCCUCAUCUUCAGGCUCAAAGAUCUGAACUUCGCCACCUUGGCCCGCGGCUUCGCCCUCCUCCGCAUGCCCAAGAUGCCCGAGCUGAAGGGGAAGAAGAUUCCCGGUUUCACCAGGACGACGCUGGACACGGACACCAUCCGCUACAAGGACAAGAACCGGGAGAAUCAGAGGCAGAAGAUGCUCGCCGAGCUGAAGGAGAAAGUGGUGACGCCCUUGCCUAAAAGGAACUACAUCAAGAAUAAACCUUGGUCCAAACAGAAGACCAAGAGCGAACGCAGGAAGAAGAGAUCCGCCAAGAGGAAGCUCGAGGAGGGCUCUGACGUGGAGGACGAAGACGCGAAGGAGCUUUUAAAAGACACUCGCAUCCUCAAGAGGCUGAAGAAAGGACAAAUCACAGAGGAGGACUUUGAGAAGCAGAUAACGAGCGGAAUAAACUCCAAACACAGCGCAGGAGGAGCGUCGGGGGACGGGGAGCUGUGAGCAGCUGUGUUGCAUUCAAUUAAACGCUGAGACAUUUGUUUACCUUGUGAUAAAAUGGAUUUUUUUUAUUGAAUUAUAAAUAAAGCUUGAUGAGCUCGUCGCUGAUGGCAGACGGGGUGAGGACUCCCAGGUCGGUGAAGAGGAGUGUGAUGAGGGACGGAGGCGUGUAGUCGAUCAUGGGAUGCUCCUCCGACAGGUUCUUCACGGUCUUCAGCGUGUCCGCUUUGUACUGCGGAGGCCAGCAGAACGUUAGUAAAGAAAAUAGAACAAAACAAAGGCAUCCUCUGUCGUUUCUUACCUUAAAUCUAUCGGGCACGUCCUGUUGGUUGAGCGGGUAGAUGCGGACGAAUUUGAAGCUCUCUGCUACGACGUAGAAGGGCUUGUUGUGAGCUUUGGAGCACACGGCCGUCUGAUACGUGCCGAUCUGUAAACGGCAACGGUUAAACGUUCAGCUCUGUGUUUGCGUCUCGAUCAGGAGUGGAAAGCAACCAAGGACAAGUUUGAGGUACUUGUAUUUUAUGAGAGUACUUCUACUUUAUACUUUUACUCUGCUACAUAUCAGAGAAGUUAUUUACUCCACCACAUUUGUAGAUGAAUACAUUGAAAACACCUCAAAAACAUGAAUUAUUGAGUCUUAUUUUCUGCCAUUGAGAUGAUUUCAACUUGUUUGUGAGGUUCCUUCUACUCUAAAGCAGUGAUCCCUUAUUCUGUCUUUUUUUAAAGGGGACAUAUUAUGAAAAACACACUUUUUCAGUACUUGUGCACAAACAUCUGGAUAUCUGGAGUUCCUACCAACCCACAAACUGAAGUAAGACGAGUCAGUCAGGUUUGGAUCUCCCUCCUUCGUCACAUGCCGACUCAUUAGAAUAUACCGCCCACGGCUUGAGAGCUAACGUUGCUGAAGUGCACCAUAUUUUUGGGGCGUUUUUAAAUCGGCUAGUCUUAAAGAGACAGGUGCCAACACGGAGCGCUUUAGACUAAGGUUAUAUAUACAGGGACGAUUCAGACAGUAUGUUUUUUUGGACAUUAAAGCAUGUAAACUAAUCCUAAAUACCAGUAUGAACAUGAGCAUAAUAUAAGAUUCACUCACUUAUGUUUUUAAAGCAGGUUGUUUUCUAUCAUAAACAGGUUGAAAUAAUCCAGUAGUUUAAUCUUUUAGAACUAAAUAACUAAUCUUGACUUUGAUCAACUAACAUUAAAUAUGUUACAUAUUAAAAUACAUUAACAACUUUUACUUUUGAUAUUUGAAUUACAUUUUCCUGAUAAUACUUCUGUACUUUUACUUAAAGCUACCACGGUGAACUGUCAUUGUAUGUUGAUUCUGGCGCCCCCUGUGGACGUAAACGGCAGUGUUUCUGUGAGCGUGUUAAAUAUCCACAGCUGCCAGAUUCCAUUUAGAAAACCUCAUUUUAGUGCAGCGGGUGGAACUUUACACACAGACUGGUAUUCAUACUUGAUGAGCUUGUUUUGUGAUAAAGGCUCCGGACGAUUCACUGAAACUCACCUUGUUGAUGAUCCCUCCGCUCUCAACGACUCCCUCCGCUCCAACAAUAACUAGGUCUACUUUCUCCAAGACAUACCUGAGGGGAAAAUAUCAAAGAACACAAAGCUUUAAGGUCAUGCUGAUGAAAGUAAGACACUGAUUUUGACUUCAUGAUAAAUGUAUUUACCCGACAGCUGCAUCCAGGACCACUGUUACCGGGACGUUGAGCUUUCUCAGGGCGUCCGCCAUCUCUCGCCUGCACGGAGAACGAAACAAUCAAUGAGUGUGUGAGAGAGACAGCGAGCGAGAGACAGACAGACGGACAGAGAGAGACAGACAGAGCGCGUGUGUGUGUCCCUUCACAAUAAAACAGUUUCCUGUUGGUGUUCGCUCACCCGGCUGAGUCGGGCUGUGACUCCGUCACGUACACAGAGAAGCGUUUCUUCUCGGCUGCAGCUUUUUCAAGCACCCGGAGGACGACUCUGGAGUACGAGUGAGUGAG